Messenger RNA from Rhincodon typus (whale shark), 2025 nucleotides. RefSeq names its product programmed cell death protein 4-like. The transcript has 11 exons. Lineage: Eukaryota; Metazoa; Chordata; Chondrichthyes; Orectolobiformes; Rhincodontidae. The record is from RefSeq and is a predicted model, not a curated record. Gene Ontology annotation, biological process: negative regulation of DNA-templated transcription. Gene Ontology annotation, cellular component: nucleus; cytosol. Bases 225 to 1556 code for a protein of 443 amino acids.
UACUGGGGAAAAGUUUGAAAUAGGUUUUUUUUUCUCGUAUUAUUUUGAAAGCUGACGGAAGGGAGAGGAAAACAAAGCUAGGUGGAGGCGUAAAGGAGAACCGAAAGUGACCAAGCCGAAAGAUUCAUUGAAAUAAAGCAGAGAACCAGACUGAGCGUGGUUCCUGGCUGUUAUUGCAUUCCGGAGCCUGGGAGAGAGGUAUUUAAAACGGACUGGAAGAACCAAUGGCGUCUAAGGGGAAACAACAUAUGGCAGCUGCUGACUGCAUUCAUACUGAAGAUGGGAAUGACGCUGCAAGAGCUGGGACUCUGGUGUCCCGGGAGGAGGAGUUACACGAAGCUCGUCUUAGUGCUAAGGCGAAGAGGAAGUUGAGGAAGAACUCAUCACGUGACUCCGACUCCAGCCAUGAGUCCUUCUCUGACAAUGUGGAAGCUCCUGGCAUUAAAGGCAAAAUGGGAGACAAGAAAUCACGGUCUGGGAAAGGCCGGGGGCUUCCAAAGAAAGGAGGUGCUGGCGGUAAAGGUGUCUGGGGUGCUGCAGUUCAGGUGUACGAUGCGGAACAGCCGGAUAUCCAUGAUCCCAACUAUGAUGAUGAUAAACAGGGUGAGACUGUUUACCAAACAGUUGUUCCUGAACUGGACGACUCUGAGUUUGAAAAAGCAGUGACUCCAAUAAUUCAGGAAUACUUUCAGCAUGGUGACACAAAAGAGGUUGCUACCCUCCUGGCUCAGUUGAACCUCGGCAGUAAGAGAAGCAAGCUCCCAUUCCUGUCUGUGAGCAUGGCGCUGGAGGGCAAGGCUAGCCACCGGGAGCUGAUAUCUCGCCUCCUGGCCGACCUGACGGGCAAGCAGAUGUCAGUCGAAGAUGUCGCCUCUGCUUUCGACCAGCUGCUGAGUGACCUGCCAGACCUGGUCCUUGACACACCUGAGGCUCCACAGAUGUUGGGCCAGUUCAUAGCCCGUGCCAUGGCUGACCAUGUCUUACCCACUGGUUUCCUGGACAGUUACAAGGGGAAGGUUGACUGUGAGCAGGCUCGCAUGGCGCUGGACAAGGCUGUGGUGCUCCUCAGCAUGAACCGAGGAGUGCGGCUGGACAAUGUCUGGGGGGUCGGAGGUGGCCUGAGACCUGUCAAGCAGCUCAUUAAGGAGAUGACCCUGUUACUGAAGGAAUAUCUGCUGUCUACAGACUCUGCUGAAGCUGGGCUCUGUCUGCAGAACCUGGAGGUUCCUCACUUUCACCAUGAGCUUGUUUAUGAGGCCGUUGUGAUGGUUCUUGAGUCCACCAGCAGCAAUGUCUCUGACCUGAUUGUAAAACUCUUGAAGAGUUUCUGGGAGUCUGGCUUUGUAACUCUUGACCAGAUGAACCGGGGAUUCAAACGCGUGUUUAAUGCUAUGCCAGAUAUCAGUCUAGAUGCACCAAACUCUUACAGCAGUCUGAAGAGUUUUGUGGACCAUUGUCACCAACAAGGGGUCAUCAUCAAAGCUCUCCAAGAUCAGUGCCCAACACGAGAAGCCAAGCCUGCUGUGAGUCAGGACAGGAGUAACUGCGUUGUGUAGGUUGACCAGUAAGAGACCUCCAUAAGUCAGAAUGGGUGCACCUCAGCAAAGUAUAACGUAUCUACGCCUGAGGUGCAGUGAGAGUUGCAUCUGGGUUUUGUGGAAUAAAAAGACAAGGCAAAGAACGAGGAGGCAGGAAGGUUCCUGUUAAUUGGAUUGCCUUCCUGUCAUUGUUUUAAUAAUGGCAAACUUGCUAAAAAUGUGCUUCUGAGCUCGGCUGUGCUGAUCUGAAGUCGGGUCUUGGGCAGUCGGUACUCAAGGGUUCAGUAUAGAACUGAAGCCAGUGGAAUGUGAAACUUUGAAGUGUUUCCCAUCAGGAAUGAGCGUCAAGUAAAGUCAGACACUAUUUCAGGAUCUUGUUUUAUUCUCGGCAUGUUGCAUGCUGCCAUAAUCAAAGGUCAGCUGUAUAAUUGGGGCAUUUUAUAAUCUUUAUGGCCUCUUGACAAUAAAGUUUUACAUUUCAUUACUA